Messenger RNA from Porites lobata, 1381 nucleotides. The record is from the annotation of a GenBank genome assembly. Lineage: Eukaryota; Metazoa; Cnidaria; Anthozoa; Scleractinia; Poritidae.
AUGCUGAAACGUGCUGAAGCGAGAUUCGAGAAAGUAGCUGCGUCACAAAAUACUUCAAUCCUUUUACGUCCUCCUGGAAGGCCGUCUUUUGCUUCGCAGACAGGCUCUUCUUUACCCGUCUCUUUUCAUGGUUUAACAGAACAAACUUCAAAGCAGAUUCUCCGUUCAUCCACAGCUGCCUUCAAUAAGAAGUUAUGUUUCUUUUGCCAGUCACACGACGAUAAGCAGGACAGUCAUGUAAUACAAACUGAGAACAGGAGAAAGCAACUUUCAGAGUUCGUUAAAAACUGCCACAAUGACUUGUACAAAGUUUAUUUUACCAGCACAAUAGAACCAGAAGAUGCUUUGCCGAGAGAUGUGCAUUAUCAUCGUGCCUGCUGGAUGAAACACGUGAUAAACGCCAUGGCGCGUGAGGAUAAGGAUACAGCUGACGCCCAAGAUUCUGAGCAAGAAAACAAAGUUGCUGGUGAUAUAGAAUUCCUGCAUCUCAUCCAAGAGCUUCUAAAAACAGGAAAGAUACUCUGAGUCUGGUAGACGCUCAAAAGGUGUACACGAAUAUCUUACAAGAUCAUCUGUGCAACUGGUUUCCUAGGAGAAAAUCCGUGAGGCAGCUGUUAGCAGAGAAUGUUGAUGGUAUCGAGUUCGUAAGUGCAUAUCGAUGAAACGAGUCUUACCGCUUUUGCCUAUCUGCUCCUAAGAUCGCCGCCAUAGAGAAAGCCGUUAAACAGUUAUCGCACAUUAAUAGCGAGCUUCAAGUUCUUUUUUGACUGCUCAAAGAUAAUUCGAAAAGAAAUCCAGGAGGCAAAUACUUGGCACUUCAAAGGUACGCUCGACAUAGAUGCACAAGAUAUUGUCCCUAUCAAGCUCUUUACAUUACUCAAGUGGAUACUUUCGGGCGUGGUUUCUGAACUGAAAACGGAGCAGCGAGCGGAAGAUGUCAUCAGAAAGUCAGUUCGCCUUGCGCAGCAGAUUAUGUACCAAACCAAGACUGAUAGGCAAGUCAGAUACGUGCCUCAAUUAGAUGAAGAAGGGAAGACAUUUGUCACCAGCGCGAGUACCCAUUGCAAGUUUGGGGUUGGCCUCCUUGCUCACCAGCAAAUGAGAAGUAAAUCAUUAAUUGAUGUUCUACAUGAGUUGGGCGUGUCAGUUAAUUAUGCGAGGAUUCUACGCAUAGAAACUCAGCUUGCGCAGGCUGUUCUGAGUAACUCCAGUGAGAACAACAUCUUUAUACCUCCAGAACUCUGUAAGGGCCAGUUUUUUUGUGUGUGUGUUGACAAUUCCGAUUUCUCAGAAGACACCCCCGACGGAAAGAACACACUUCAUGCAACCGCGAUGGUUGUGUUCCAGCGAAAACGUACUAAGGAUCAUGAAACUAUACUAG